CUGGUCCGCGAACUCAAAGAAAAACAAAGGAAAUUAUCAAGACAUUCAAUGACAUCAAAGACUAAUGGACCCCAUAGACGUUAUAACAAAUCGGAAUAUCAGGAGUGUACGUGUAAAAUGGAUAAGAGUUUGAACAGAGGAAUGUUGAACAAGUUUGAGAGUCGCAAGAUUUGUGUAGCUGGUUAUCAGUGUCACAAUAGUGAUUUUGAUUUUUGCAUUGCGGAACACAGCAAGUUGCCUGUGAUAAAAAUCUGUUCCGAUGAAGGAAGAGACGAUUGUCAACAAUUGAAACCAAAAGGGACUGAGGCUUCUUUUGGAACUACUGUGAUAACUGCACCAAUUCUUUUUAUUAUUUCAAUUUUGUUUAGCAGGGUGACGGUUAAUGUACUUGUUUUUGUAGUGCGUGUUGUGCUAUUUCAUCUAACUGUGUAUGUUGUGACGCGGUACAUGUACGAUGCUGUGCGUCGGUAUUUUGCAUUAUCAGCAGGUUUUGUGUUAGAGUGUUUUGAUGGCAGCGAGGUGACGAGAAGAGAAGUUAAUGAGCUAGUUGUACAGAAGGAAAAUUGUGUUGUGGGGGAAAUAAAAGAAGUCGAAUUGAGAUCUCGUCGUGGGAAAUUUAUUUAUAACAGAACU
Porites evermanni is the source of this 633-nucleotide messenger RNA. NCBI's taxonomy places the organism in Eukaryota, Metazoa, Cnidaria, Anthozoa, Scleractinia, Poritidae. The record is from the annotation of a GenBank genome assembly.